CUCCCAAUAAAUCAGUGAUACACAUCCCAAAAGAGUUAAAAAAUGUUUACCUCUGCCACUAAUUAUUGCAGGACCUAAAAGAAGACUGAUGCAUCAGUGUUGAUAAUGCAUUUUAAUACGUCAAUAAUCAUAGGGGCCAUUUUUGUGCCAAAGCACUUCUAAUAUCGAGACCCUAAAGUAGGCGUACGUUUAUAAUAAAUGGUAAAAGUGGUUAAAUGUCUCAACCAUGGAAAAAGAAACGGUUCUCCGUGCGGUUGUCCAGCCCCACCCUUUUAACGGUGAUAUAUCUCCCCCGCGUCAGGGUGCGUUUGCGGCCUAAUACGCUGAGAAUGAAUUGGUUAACAAUGAACAGACACACGAGCCUUUUAACCUUUCAGCUCAUAUCAAUCCGCGGGACAGCGAGCGUCAUCUCCAGGGUGCGUGCAGACCGCCGCCCGAGUAUUUUCUUAUGAUCUAAUUAACGCAACUGUCGCCAACACCUGCAGACGGUUAAAAUGAUCCAGUACCCACGCGCGGACGCACGCGUCUCUGCUUCAUUAAUGCGAAGGCACAUUUCCACUUAUUUACAAAGGCUCACUCCACUAAAUAUAACCCGCCUCGGGACGUCGGUCAGCGCGUCACAACAAGUAACUUUACCCCUUCCUUUUUUUCUCUUCUUUAUUGAGUUGGUUGACGGGUGUCCUGUUUUUUACCCGUUUGUUUUUGGGGGGGGGGGUUAGUAUAAAAUGAGGGACGGGCAGACCGGCUGGACACUCUUCAUCCGGACCAGACCCCGCAGAGGUGUCAUAAUGACUAUUUGGUGCACCGCCUGCCAGUGUGACGUCAGUGCUCCGUGCACGUCUCAUCUCGUGCCCGAGCAUCAGCGCAGCUCCUUCUGCAGGAGGUUCAGAUCCACCAAAGGAGCGUCCAAAGCCCGGCGGGACCACAUCAAUCAUGAGAUCAGGAAUAUGCGCGCUCUGUUGCCCACCACCCUGGAGGACCAGGAGCGUCUCUCCUACCUGCACUCCAUGGCCGCCAUCUGCGCCUACAUCAGGAAGUCUGUUGUCUUCCAGGGACUCCCGACUGGGGCGAGAUCACACUCUCCGCCGUACGAGGCCUUUCUUCAAGCCCUGCACGGCUUCAUCCUGGUCACCACGGCACAAGGGAGGCUGGUCUACGUGUCCGAGAAUGUAGACCAAUACCUCGGUCUGUCCAUGAUAGACGUGCUGCAAGGAGACACUUUCUACGACAUGGUGGAACGCUCGGACAUUGAUGUCGUGAAAACGCACCUGGAGAUUGAACACAACUCGCCAUCAGAGAGGAGCUUUAUAUGCCGUAUGCAAACCUCCAAGGCCUUCAAGCUGCGUCACGGCAGCUGCUGUUCCAUGAUGGUCAAAGGGAGCUUCAAGAGGUUCCCUCAGCCGUGGCAGCCCUCCUCUUCAGCCCGUCCCACCAGCCAGCCUCUCUUUGUGGCCCUCUGCACCCCCACGGUCGACCGGCUGCAGAGCUCCGACUCCCCCUCCUGUGACAGCUUCCACAGUGUCCACGGACUCGAUAUGACCUUCACUCAGCUGUCAGACAGCGCCUCCUGUUUUUUGGGGUAUUCGACUGAAGAAAUGGCCGGUCGAUCAUGGUACAGUCUUGUCCACCCUGAUGAUCUUUCCUUGAGUGCCGAUUCUCAUAGAAGUUUGAUGCGGGCAGAUGAGGGCUUCCAGGCAGAGAUGGUGCUCAGACUCCAAUGCAAGGAUCUGUCGUGGACCUGGAUCUACAUCCGAGCCUACAAGGAGUCUGACUGCCAGAGCAUCAGCUGCACCAACUUCAUCAUCAGUGAAACGGAGGCCCGAUUUCUCCAGAAGAAAAUCACCAGCGACGCCUUCAGGCCAUCGCCCACGCCGCAUUUUGCAAGUCAGGAGGUGCCUCACGCCGAGACCUAUGGCGACCCCAAGUGUUUUAAAAGACGGAGGACGUCCAGCGGGCAAAGCGAGGAGCCGGGCCACAAGGCCAGGAGGGCGAGCGAGCAGGACUUCUGCCAUGUGGCGAGCGCCUCCUCCCGAGGCGACGGCUCGCCCGCUCCCCCUGGAGACAGCGCUGCUCUCUUCACCCCUCCCUACAGCCCAGCCUCCUCCAGCUCCACUCUGCAGCAGGAGGAGCUCAGCCGUGACCUCCUGCUGGAUGUGCAUGGAUACAGCGAUCAGCUGCUGUCCUCCCCUGAGUGCUCUCCCUCCUAUUACUCGUACCCGGAGGCGGUGCUCACCUGUCACCGAUCACCCUCCGGCUCCCUGGCUCAAGCCGCUGAGCAGACAUUUGAGCAGGCUGCCUUCGGCGUGUUCGCCGCCCGCUCCCCAGCCUCCUCCUCCUCCUCCUCAUCGCCGGCCUAUGAUUUCCAAGCUUGCACGGCCGACGCUCGAUUAGUCCCUGACUGCCCGUCCGUGUCGGACUUGUGCGAUGGCGCGGCGGACUGCGCGCUGCAUCACGACGGCUUCAGCGUCCUCCAGCAGACGCAAGAGGGAGGCCUUGUCCAGGUGCACCAUGUCCCCUACCACGUCUUACCCGCACAUUCCGGUCUUCUCACCCCCGGCCAAUCGCCCAACUCCAGCGAGACGGCACAUUAUAACGAGAGGGAGCAGGCAGAGAUCAGCAUUCUGGCUCAGCAGAUCUCCUCCCUGGCAAGCAGCUUCGCCAUGUACCGCACGCACGACGCCCUCCCACCCGCAACCACCAACGCGCAGCCCUCGGGCCGCGAGUGGCCCUGUCAUCCUCCGAUCCCCUCGGCGCUGCCUCUUAAGGGCGAGCUGGACCUCGAUGACUGCGUGUUCGACAGCAUCCUUAAAGACCUUGACGUGGGCGCGAGGAAAGAUUGCUUUUCCCGCCCCGGCGUCGCUGCGUUCGGGGACCAGCAGGGUCUGCUGCGCUGCAGGAUCGGGUCUCACGAGUCGGAGCCGGAGCCGGAGCCCCUCUGCCUCUCCCCGACCACCACGGAGGACCCGCUGUCCGCGGAGCAGUUCAUCGCCAUGGGACCCUUCGGUUUGCAGUUGGGACGCCAUGACCGAAACACUGGGUUGCAUCAACUCAACCGCUAUAUGCAGAGUCCCCUUCAGCAAGAUGAACUUGCAGAAGAAAACCUGUACUGAAAUAAGUCUGUGACUUACUGUGCUGCCACUUGUAUGACAUAUUGUCAGGGCAACCUUCCUCUCGCUGGAUGCAAAGACCUUUAGAGGACAUCUUUGCAGUAGGACCUGCUCUUAAAAGACUUCGGCUUUGUCUUUAUGUCUCAACACUGCUGCCAACUGUGUUUUAAGUUUUUAUCUGUGUCUUAUAUUGUAUGAGGUACCUGUUUUACAUCACUUACGUACUGAAAUGGAGGUGGAUUUUUCUCCAAUACAGAGUGACCACAGUUUACUAUUGAGCACUUUAUCAAUGUCGUUGCCGUGAGGAUUUUAUAAACGAGAAGGAGGGCUGAUUUAAAAGGAAUAUUAACUGUUGUUAAUGUUUUAAAGCUACCCGCAUGAGCUUGAACGCAUAAAUCUUUCCUCGUGACAAAGAGCCAUUUCGAAAUGUUUGCUUUCCGGUGCCUUAAGAACACGAGGGGAAGAGACAAAUCAGUUUGCAAAAACAAUAUUCGUCUGUUUGUGAGUGGGCCAUUGAUGCUUUCUUGUGAAUAAAUGAAUCAUUAAGGAGAUGAUUGUUGGUUGAACACCUACCUCAUCGGUACAUUAAAUACAUUCCAAGUCUGAAAUAUAUUUAUUUUGAACAUGACACUUAAAUGUUUUCAUUUUACCGCAUUGUGAAUCUUUCUUUCAUCUUUAAUGUAAUGGUACUGCACAUGUCUUAAUGUCCAAUGUUAUACCUGAUGUUUUUAAUGUGAAUAAAUUGACUGAAAAAUC
Gasterosteus aculeatus aculeatus (three-spined stickleback) is the source of this 3863-nucleotide messenger RNA. RefSeq names its product neuronal PAS domain protein 4 like (gene npas4l). Gene Ontology annotation, molecular function: DNA-binding transcription factor activity, RNA polymerase II-specific; protein dimerization activity; RNA polymerase II transcription regulatory region sequence-specific DNA binding. The record is from RefSeq and is a predicted model, not a curated record. Gene Ontology annotation, biological process: regulation of transcription by RNA polymerase II. Lineage: Eukaryota; Metazoa; Chordata; Actinopteri; Perciformes; Gasterosteidae.